CACCUGACCUCCGGAAAGCUUCUUUGCGGCUGGUAGGCUCCGCCCCUCCUCAUCCUGAUCCAGGUCUGCGGCUGGGUGAGCUCCCCGCAACCCCAACCUACCUCCGCCCCGAUCCCGUGUGUCCUACACAUGGUCACGCUCGGUACUCUGAAGACAGUGCUCCCCGGAGGCUCAGCUAGGUUGAAGAAUUGGCCCUCCAAUCAAUGAUCAGUUCUAGAAGAGGAACUGAGAUGCUGUCCUCUCAGUGUGUACCUGAACAGUCUAAUGAUAUGUUGAUGCAUGUAGACAACGAAGCAUCAAUCAACCAAACCGAACUGAAGUUGAGCACAAGGAGCCCUAUGAUGGAGGAAGAAGAGGAAGAAGAGGAAGAAUCUGAUUCCUAAAGGGAGACGGGAGCUAGGGCUAGUUGCACAAACUACAGUUCUAAGUCUCAGGCACUUAAUCUCUUCAAAGAAGUCCUGGCCUUGAGCCUGAUGGCCUACUUGAAAAAGAAGCAAGAACAAUAGGAGGGUAUGUGCUUAUAAAUGGCUUCCAUCAAUAACUCAAGCUCCAGAGUGCUUUAACGAAAAUUAGUGUCAAAAAUCAAAGAUGCAGUGUCUUAACAUUUGACAAGCACUUUGAUGGUACAGACUAUAAUCUAGCCAGAGUUGCUAAUUGUGCUAAGAACAAAAUUUCCUCUGAAAUGCCAUUGAAAAAGGCAUUUGCAAAAGGGCAGAGUUUAAAUACAAGCCAGCCUUUAAAGUCCACAAAGAUUCUUUUAAGAAAACCAACUAAAGCCUGUUUGCAUGCCAUUGAGCGUGCAUUCUGAGUUAGGGAUAGUUCAAGAAAAAUGUCAAGGGAAGGAGAGAGGGCCACUUGAGCUGCUACCUCUCAGAUGCACUGCCCUCCACAGACUGUUCUGUGUGGCUGUUACCACAUAGAGUUUGAAACUUCACUGGUAAAUGUGUAUAGGAGGGCUGGAGAGAUGGCUCAGCAGUUAAGAGCACUGGUUGCUCUUGUAGAUGACCCACCUUCAGUUCCCAGCACCCACAUAGCUGCUGACAGCUGUCCAUAACUCCAGUUCCAGGGCAUCCGAUGCCCUCGUCUGACAUUACACGAAAUGGGCACACUUACCUACAUGCAGAUAAUACAGUCAUACAUAUAAAAUAAAAAUGAAUUUCUAAAAAUGCCUUUAGGAAUAAAUUACAGAUAAGUAGCACUCAUGGAGUUUGCUGGUCUCCAGACACAAAAGAAAGUAACUCCUUUGGAAGCUGAAAAGAGGUCUUAACCCUCCUCCACCACCACCCUCAACCCCCGGCCUAAGGAGAGGAAAGCUGCCCUUAAAGAAGCAAUCGCUAUCCUCAGGAAAUUGAGUUUUAUAAUAGCUACAAAACAAGAGUUGUUUGAAUCUACAGUUGAGAUUUGCUUCUGCAAAUUGCCCCUUUCCACUGACUGCUAGUUCCUCAUUCUGGAAGGCCUAUUUCCUGUCCCAAAAACAGACAAGGCAAACAAAACACAAAGCAUCCCCUCAAGCAGAACUUCCAGAGAAAACCAUGGAGACAUGUUUGUGGUUGUUAAUCAACAUUUCAUUAAUUAUAAGCUAUUCUUAAAGGAAA
Molecule: messenger RNA, 1595 nt
Organism: Nannospalax galili (Upper Galilee mountains blind mole rat)
Lineage: Eukaryota; Metazoa; Chordata; Mammalia; Rodentia; Spalacidae
Gene: Snapc5
Product: small nuclear RNA activating complex polypeptide 5
Exons: 3
Coding region: 204-383 (59 amino acids)
Biological process (GO): transcription initiation at RNA polymerase III promoter; transcription by RNA polymerase II
Cellular component (GO): nucleus
Source: RefSeq, a predicted model, not a curated record